CCCUGUUCUGCUAAAAAGCAAUGUUAGAAGUUAGAAUGCUCUUAAAAUUACACUACCAUAAUUUAAAGCUUUUGAAGUUUGGCACCUUAUUAAUCUCAACAUAUAAAAUAGUCGGCUUUUAUUAUACAGCCACACAUUCUUUCAGCAGUUGGGCCAAGCCUAAGUCGCCUGGUAAAUUAUGUUUAGAACAUUCUUUAGGAGGCAAGAGAAAAUAGACCUUAACCCUUAUUGCAGGAACCCAACUAGCAGUGGUUUUCCCUCGAAUGAUUCCUGCAGCUCAAGAGCCAGGCCAACUCUAACUUCACUCCCAGGGCAGGAAUCAACUAGAAAGGGCAGAAAGAGAACUUGUAGGACAAAAAGGGAAGAAAGGAAUGCAUUCCAAGCUUGCAUUCCCUUGGUUCUCUCGGACUAUAUAAACACUCGAGUUCCCUUGAUGGGUCUAUCCUAAAAAUCUCUCUGUCCUCUUGCUUGCACCAAUAAUGGGCCUUCCCUUCAGUGCGUUAAACAAGUUAGGAGUGCCAGGAUUGGGCGCGGUAACUACCGGACAAGUCUAUGAUCGACAUUUUAAGAACAAGGAUACCCGCACCUUUGAAGAAUUUCAUCUUGCAUAUGUCGACUUCUGCAAGUAUUUCAACACUGUGUUGCCUGGCCAAGAUUUUGAUACUCCAGAUCUUGAAGAUAUAAGGAGAUUCCAUAAAAAAUGGGCAGCGGCGGACGAGCCCGGAAGGAAGAAGAUGUUCACCGAGUAUAUGCAGGAAAAUGUCCACGAGGCCAAAGUUGACGACAGCCUCUUCAUCAUGGCCGGCCUGGCUGCGCCAGCAGCGGCCAUCAUCGCCAAGAAGAGCGGCGAGAGCAUCCCGCAGGUCAAGAAGUUCAAGGUGCAUUUAAUCCCCAACGUCGUCUUCGUGCCGCUGUGCACCCUGGUUGCCAUCAUGGGUGCCACUGCAGUUCAGAUGAGCAAGAAGAGCAAAGACAACAACAAGCCUACGAGCUGAUCCCGUCUUGUUCCUGUCUGCGGUUUAAAUAAGAUGACGUAAUAAACAAGAAACCUGGAACGCAUAUUAUCAUCCAAAUGAUUGUAUAAAAUUAAACCAAGAUGCAAGUCAUGGGUUAAAUAUAUAUGUUCCUUUUGUUGUUCAAAUGGCCGAUGGAAAGAAAGCAAAGUUUGAAAAAAUAUCAAGUUUGUCACAGUUUGCUAUUUUGUUUUCUUCCAUAUGUGAUAUGCCCAUUUUCUCGCACUUUCUUUGGUGUUCUUUGAACAUCAACAGAAAUGUGAUAAUGUUCGGUACCUGUUGUAAAUUUGGUCAGAGUGCACAAAUUUUUUGUUCAAUCAAAACUCUGUAUUAUC
This is a messenger RNA of Triticum aestivum (bread wheat), 1348 nucleotides long. RefSeq lists its product as uncharacterized. The transcript is spliced from 4 exons. The record is from RefSeq and is a predicted model, not a curated record. Bases 480 to 995 code for a protein of 171 amino acids. NCBI's taxonomy places the organism in Eukaryota, Viridiplantae, Streptophyta, Magnoliopsida, Poales, Poaceae.